Harpia harpyja (harpy eagle) is the source of this 1820-nucleotide messenger RNA. RefSeq names its product MAPK activated protein kinase 2 (gene MAPKAPK2). Gene Ontology annotation, molecular function: mitogen-activated protein kinase binding; calcium/calmodulin-dependent protein kinase activity; ATP binding. The transcript is spliced from 10 exons. The coding region runs from base 252 to 1430 and encodes 392 amino acids. Gene Ontology annotation, cellular component: cytoplasm; nucleus. Lineage: Eukaryota; Metazoa; Chordata; Aves; Accipitriformes; Accipitridae. The record is from RefSeq and is a predicted model, not a curated record. Gene Ontology annotation, biological process: response to cytokine; vascular endothelial growth factor receptor signaling pathway; intracellular signal transduction.
GAGGAGGAGGAGGAGGGAGGAGGAAGGAAGGAAGGAAGGAGGAGUCGCCGCCGCACCGGAGCGAUCGCUCUUCUCGGGGCCGGGGCGCACCGGCGGGGGGCGGCGGCGGCGGCGACGCUGCUUCACCCCCCCCCCCCCCCCCGCCUCCAUACCCCCCCCCUUCCCCUUCUCCCCGCCGCCCCAUCCAGCUCCCGCGGGGCUCCGCCGGCCGAGAGUCCCGGAGCCCGCCCGGCGCGGCCCGCCCGCCCGCCAUGCUCUCCGGGGCUCCGCCACCGCCCGCCGGCUUCCCCAGCCCGCCGCCGCCUCAACCCCCGCCGCCCCCGCCGCCCGCCGCUCCCCCCCACGGGCCGCCGCCGCCGCCGUUCCCGGUGAAGGGCGGCCUGCAGAUCCGGAAGAAUGCCAUCACGGACGACUACAAGGUCACCACGCAAGUGCUGGGGCUGGGCAUCAACGGGAAAGUUUUGGAGAUCUUCAGUAAGAAGAGCGGGGAGAAGUUCGCUCUCAAGAUGUUGCAGGACUGCCCGAAGGCCCGCAGGGAAGUGGAGCUGCACUGGAGGGCGUCGCAAUGCGCGCACAUCGUCCGCAUCAUGGACGUCUACGAGAACCUCUACCAGGGGAGAAAGUGUCUGCUCAUCGUCAUGGAGUGCUUGGACGGCGGGGAGCUCUUCAGCCGAAUUCAAGACAGGGGAGACCAGGCCUUCACAGAACGGGAGGCUUCAGAGAUAAUGAAGAGCAUUGGGGAAGCCAUCCAGUACCUGCACUCAAUCAACAUUGCACACCGGGACGUGAAGCCGGAAAACCUCUUGUACACCUCCAAAAGGCCCAAUGCUGUGCUAAAACUCACGGACUUUGGCUUUGCUAAAGAAACCACCACGCACAACUCCUUGGCCACUCCGUGCUACACGCCGUACUAUGUGGCCCCGGAGGUGCUGGGUCCGGAGAAGUACGACAAGUCCUGCGACAUGUGGUCCCUCGGCGUCAUCAUGUACAUUCUGCUGUGCGGGUACCCCCCCUUCUACUCCAACCACGGCCUGGCCAUCUCGCCCGGCAUGAAGAAGCGAAUCCGAAUGGGCCAGUACGAGUUUCCCAAUCCCGAAUGGUCCGAAGUGUCGGAGGAAGUUAAGCAGCUGAUCCGCAACCUGCUGAAGACAGACCCGACCCAGCGCAUGACGAUAACGGAGUUCAUGAACCACCCUUGGAUCAUGCAAUCCAUGCAGGUGCCCCAGACCCCGCUGCACACCAGUCGUGUGCUGAAAGAGGAGAAGGAUCUGUGGGAGGAUGUGAAGGAGGAGAUGACGAGCGCGCUGGCCACCAUGCGAGUGGACUACGAACAAAUCAAGAUCAAGAAAAUCGAAGAUUCCUCAAACCCUUUGCUGAUGAAGAGGCGGAAGAAAGCAAACCCCACCGAGCCUGCCACGCUCCCCCACUGAGGGUGCCCCGCGCCCACCAGCCCUUGAGAAAGCAAUAACUAUAUAUAUAUAUUUUUUAAGAAAAAAGACAAAAAGAGACAGACUGUUAUAUCAAGCGCAUGGAAUUCAGACAUUUAUACCAGACUAGUUAUUUUUAGCUACUCACCUGUGUUUCUGGCCUUUCCGGAGCAGGCGGUAAAAUCCCCCCGUCAGAUUCACAUGCUGCGGCCGGGGGUUUUGUCCUGUAGGUGAAUGCCGCCGAUAAUUGGAUUUUUUUUUCUUUUGUGAAACAGUUUUGAUUUUUAUUUUUUUUUUUCCUUCCUUCCAAAGACAUGGAAAUUCCUGUGGUGACCUUUUUAGGGUAUAUAACGUAUAAAUAUUUUUUAAAAACUACUGUAGAGCUGAAACCCA